Messenger RNA from Sclerotinia borealis F-4128, 492 nucleotides. Lineage: Eukaryota; Fungi; Ascomycota; Leotiomycetes; Helotiales; Sclerotiniaceae. The record is from the annotation of a GenBank genome assembly.
AUGCUCACGAGACGUAUUAUCUGUGGCGCGACUUCGGUUUCGCAGUGUGUGAUUUUGGCUCCGCGUGGCACUCCAAGACGUGAUACUCUGGCAUGUGUAUCAAUGAGGUUGAGGUGGUAUCAUGAUGAUAGGGUUGGUCAUGAUAAUGGGAGAUCAAAAUCUAAAGGGGAAAUUUCAGCUCGAGGAAAGGGUGUAAUGGGGGAGAUGGGAAAAGGCGGAGAGGUUGAGGGGGUAAAUGGGGUGAAAGCGGGAAAGGAAGUGCAAGCUUGUGCGAUGAAUGGAGGGAAUGGAAAACCGGUGAUGGUAGCUGAGGGGGGAGAGAAGAUGGAGAAGGUAGAGAAGAAAAGGAAAACAAUGGCGGAAAUGGAUGAGGAAUUGAAGGCGAAGAUGGAGGGGAGAGAGGGGGCAGCGGGGAUUUCGUAUGAAGGGGGGAAACCGGUUACGGAUGGGUUUGGGAGGGGUGUGAGGAGUAAUAUGUUUAGGGUUAUUUGA